Epinephelus lanceolatus (giant grouper) is the source of this 2277-nucleotide messenger RNA. RefSeq names its product SRSF protein kinase 3-like. The record is from RefSeq and is a predicted model, not a curated record. NCBI's taxonomy places the organism in Eukaryota, Metazoa, Chordata, Actinopteri, Perciformes, Serranidae. Gene Ontology annotation, molecular function: ATP binding; protein serine/threonine kinase activity. Gene Ontology annotation, cellular component: nucleus; cytoplasm. Gene Ontology annotation, biological process: spliceosomal complex assembly; intracellular signal transduction; peptidyl-serine phosphorylation.
AGUGCGAGCACAGUGAGCAGGAGAGCAGGCGGGCACACAGUCCUCGUGCCAGGCUCGGUUUAUUUCCCGCGAUAAAAAUAUUAAAACUGGAUAUAUCACACACAGCGCUUUUUUCCUGAGUGCUGCUGUCAUCUGGGCCCAUCUUCAGCUGUACUCGAACUCUUCAGGCUCCAGUUAAACAUGUCAUCUUCAUAUGCUGCUGCUAUAUCAGCCCUACUUUCAGCCAGCUCUUCCAAUCCACCCGUCAUACCCAGCCCUCACCCCUCCCCAGAUACAGCAGGGAGUCCUAAAUCUUCCCCCACGCCCAGCAGACCUGCCCACUGCCCUACAGCUGUACAGACAAGUCCCCGUUCACCUGAGCCUGUGGGAUUGUUCGACGAGCAACAGGAGAAUCCUGCAGACUAUGGCAUUGGUGGUUACUACCCUGUAGAGAUUGGAGACAUUUUCGUAGACCGUUACCAAGUGGUUAAAAAGUUGGGAUGGGGCCACUUCUCUACUGUGUGGCUCUGCUGGGAUAUGGUGAAGAGCCGCUUUGUGGCUCUGAAGGUGGUGAAGAGUGCUCAGACAUUCACAGAGACGGCACUGGAUGAGAUCAAACUUCUGAAAUGUGUUAGGGACAGUGACCCCAAAGAUCCAAAACGUGAGACAAUUGUGCACCUCAUUGAUGACUUCAGGAUCACUGGAGUGAAUGGAGAGCAUGUGUGCAUGGUUCUGGAGGUGCUGGGCCACCAGUUGCUGAGGUGGAUUGUCAAAUCCAACUACACUGGCCUCCCCCUGCCCUGUGUUAAGAGCAUCCUCAGACAGGUUCUGCAGGGUUUAGAUUACUUGCACACUAAAUGCAAGAUUAUCCACACAGACAUCAAGCCAGAAAACAUCCUCCUGCGAGUGGAUGAGGUUUACAUUCAGAACCUGGCGGCCGACACCAAGCUGUGGCAGCUGCCAGUGUCCUCCGGUUUCACCAGCUCCACAGUGAACAAAAGCCUCAGAGAAAAACAGAGUUUGUCCAGCUUGUUGGGGAAGCUGACUGGGGUUUUCCACACUCUUGGGGAGUGGUCCAGCAAGGUCUCCGGGAGCCCCAUUAAGCGACUGACAAGAAAAGACAGGAGUCGACGGGGACAGGAGAGUGCGUCUGGCCACAAUCAAAAGGACCAACUUCAUGUGUCGUUCUCUGAUGCCACUGCUCCUUCUAGCACCAGUAGCUCCAUCCGUCACUCUAAGCUCUCAGGUCCUAACCUCACUUUAAAGAGGCAGACAGUGCUGUUGGAAGAUGGACUGGACACGUCUCCACGCAGCCACAGACACUCCAUAUGCACGUGGCCAGACCUCAACACAGAUGGUCCUGUCUCUGGCUCUAGGUCGGUGUUAUUGCAUCAGACUGCAGACAAAGAGCUGCCCCCUCCUUCGCCAUCCAAUCCCCGUGUUAUCAGAGAUUCGGAUGUUGUUCUAGACCUACUAAAGCCUCAGAAUGCUGAUAAAAUCCUCAUCAAGAUUGCUGACCUGGGCAAUGCCUGCUGGGUGCACAAACACUUUACUGAAGAUAUCCAGACGUGUCAGUAUCGCUCUGUGGAGGUUCUGAUUGGUGCUGACUACGGCACACCGGCUGAUAUCUGGAGCACUGCCUGCAUGGCUUUUGAGCUGGCCACUGGGGACUACCUGUUUGACCCCCAAUCAGGAGCCACGUUCUCCCGCGAGGAAGAUCACAUUGCCCACAUUAUGGAGCUGCUGGGAUCACUUCCAUGCCAGUUCGCUCUGUCAGGAAGAAAUUCCAAGCGAUACUUCAACCAUAAAGGACUACUGCGACACAUCUCAAAGCUGAAGCCGUGGGGCUUGUUUGAGAUUCUGCUGGAUAAGUACGAGUGGCCACGUGAGGAAGCCACCCAAUUCAGCUCUUUCCUCCUGACCAUGUUGGAGCUGCUGCCAGAGAAAAGAGCCACAGCUGCCCAGUGUCUGAAACACCCCUGGAUUAACUCCUAGACACAUCAGCUCUGUCUUGUUCAGAGCCCAGUGGACUAGUUCUUAGGAGCAGGCUUGCACACAUUGCACAUGACAUGGACUCGGACAGCUGUGGGAAAACAGCGGUAGUCUGGUGCUGGCAUCAUGAGCACAGUCUGAGAAAGAACCUUUUCCCAGUUGGGUUGCUUUGUCUUUUAGUAUUUUAAUGGCAGUCACAUCAAAUUCAGGCCUAGCAAUGACCAAAGAGAAGUUUUGUCUUACUGGAAGAUUGAAUUGUUAUGUGAUCACCAAGUUCUUGAAUUUCAAUAAACUGACUUAACACUG